AGCGCGGUGACGUCACGCGCUGGCGGCGGAAGCAGGAAGUGGCGGCGCCGCCGCCGGAGCCGCCGGGAUCCCAAAAAUCCCCGAAUUCGGCCCAAAAAUCCCCGACCCGCGGCCGGUCCCGCCCCGGGAGCCGCCGAUGAGCGGCGGGCGCUGGCGGCGGCCCGCAGAGAUGGUGCAGCCCGGGCCCGAGGCGGAGCCGGCGCUGGCGGAGGCGCUGCAGCGGCUGAGGGCGGAGAACCGCGAGCUGAGGGGUGCCCUGUGUCACUGCACGCAGUCCCUGCGGCAGCGCCUGGAGGAGCUGCGGAAGCUGCAGCAGCAGCGUCGGGGCGAGCGGGAGCUGCUCUGGGGACGUUGGGGACAGGCCCGGGAGCUGGUGCUGCACCUGCGGGGACAGCGCGGGGACAGCCCCCCCGGGGACAGCAGGGACACCCCUGGGGACAUCCAGGACACUCCUGGGGACAUCAGGGACACCAAGGACACCGCUGGGGACACCAAGGACACCCCCGGGGACACCAAGGACACCCCUGGUGACAUCAGGGACACCCCCGGGGACAUCAGGGACAUCCUCACGGACACCAAAGACACCCCUGGGGACACCAAGGACACCGCUGGGGACAUCAGGGACACGCUCAGGGACACUGGGGACAUCUGCAGGACCAGCCCUGAUACCAGCACUGAGCCCCCCGAGGCGCCGCCCCGCUCGGUGUCCCCUGUCCCCUUCAAGGACGUCCCCGCUGUCCUGGAGCCCCCCCAGGCCCCCCCCGGGGCCCCCCCGGAGCCCAGCUCCGAGGAGCAGCUGAGGCAGCGCCUGGCGGAGGCUGAGGCUGAGCUGGUGGCACUGAGGACGCGCGUGGCCGUGGCCGAGCUCCGGGCUCAGGACGUUUCCCGCGCGGCCGAACUGCAGCUGCAGAGCCUGAGGCGCCAGCUGGAGCAGGACAAGGCCCAGGUCCAGGCUCAGGUGACGUCGCUCCUGGGGGAGCUCCGGGAGAGCCAAAAUCGCCUCGAGAGGAGCCGGGCGGAGAGAGAACACCUGGAGCGCAGGGCCCGCGGGGACGCCGAGCGCUGCCACCAGCUGGAGGAGGUGGCCCAGGGCCACCAGGUGCAGCUGGACCAGCUGCGGCUCCAGGUGACCAACCUGGAAACCGCCCUGAGGGUGGAGCGGCACGGGGCCACCGAGGAGAAGAGGAAGCUGGUGCAGCUGCAGGCCGCCUACCAUCACCUGUUCCAGGAGUACGACGCCCACAUCAAGGCCAGCCUGGAGGGGGACAAACGGAGCCAGGUGACGCAGGAGCAGCUGCGUGCGGCCGAGGCGGCGCUGGCCCUCAAACAGGAGCUCAUCGACCGCCUCAAGGCCGAGGCCGAGCGGCAGCGGGCGGCGCUGGAGACCAUCCCCGUGCUGCAGGCCCAGGCCGACAUUUACCGGGCGGAUUUCGAGGCGGAGCGCGCGGCGCGGGAGCAGCUGCACGGGCAGAGGGAGGCGCUGCAGGAGGAGCUGAAACAGCUGCGGCUGCGGCUGAGCGGGGACGGGGCCCGGGCCCGACUGGAGGAGAUGCGGAACCGUCACUCGGAGCCGCCCCCGGCCCCGGCCCCGGCGGGGGGUUUUGGGGGGCUCCUGCCGCCCCCCGAGGAGGGGCCGGACCUGUGCUGCCCCAAGUGUCAGUACAAGGCCCCGGACAUGGACACGCUGCAGAUCCACGUCAUGGACUGCAUCAAGUGAGGGGGGCCCCAAAACCCCCCCCCAGCGCCCCGAAAACAUCCAGGGGUGCCCCAAAAUCACCCCCCAGCGCCCCGAAAA
This is a messenger RNA of Taeniopygia guttata (zebra finch), 1795 nucleotides long. NCBI's taxonomy places the organism in Eukaryota, Metazoa, Chordata, Aves, Passeriformes, Estrildidae. The record is from RefSeq and is a predicted model, not a curated record.